UUUCGCUUUUAAUACUCCAGUGACUAGCCGUGGGUUCAGACGUGUGCCAGUCGGUGCGAAUCUGCGGUUUUACUCUAGGCGCACUAUAUCGAGCAGUGAACGGUUCCCGCGUGCGGCUGGGUGUUAUCUAAAACUUCUUGUCCUGUUUGCGUAAUCAGUGAAACUUCACUUCUUCGUCGUCGGUUGAUAGACUGUGGUGCCUUUUACUAACGAGUGUGUGAUCGUGUUUAAUAUCCGGCGGUUGGUUCUUGUCGGUACAACAACCUAAACCGAAAAAUUUCGCAAGCUGCCUACUAAGAAUCUACAUGUUGGACAGAGCGGAUAGGAGACCACAUAAACUUGAAACCUUCGUGCGAGUGACAAAGCUUCGACUUCGUUAGGUUCGUUGUAGACCGAAAAAGCAGGCAGAAGUUUCUAGCAAGUGUUGAUUUAUACAUGCCUCCACCACCGCUGACGCUGCCAGUUAGUUUUGAAGUCGCAGCACCCGCAAACGACGAACAUUGCAAAAUCUCGUUACUGGUAGUGCAACCUCAGAGCUGAGUUGCCAGUAAGGUUAGAACGUGUUUGCAGGGAGCCAAGAUCAAUCUAGAAGAUUUCCAGUGCUGACUGGGGUCAGCAGCCGAAGUGCCAAACAAAAUCCGACUGAUCCGGCGCGAAAAAGCUCAGUGUUGAUCAUGAACGCGCCUUCGGUACGACGACAAACGUUGACCUCCUCGCGGUCGCUGCUGCUACUCGGAGUGACUCUGGUGCUGUUACCGGCGCUGCUAGGAUUUUCAGAGCCCGUCCAGGCCAAGGAAAUCAUCAUUCGGAAUAAGGAUUUCCCCCAGCUGAAGGCGAAACCUGAUUGGCUGCGAGUGUGCCGAAGAGACAACCCCAAUGACGAUAGCUGCUUCAAAAAGAUGUUCGAAGAAACGUUUCCUUCAAUCGCCAAAGGAAUACCAGAAAUCGGAGUACAACCGUUCGACCCGUUGCGGAUAGAAUCGGUACAGGUAUCGCGGGGCACCGGCGCACUGUCGCUCAGUGGUGGCUUCAAAAAGCUCAACGUUAAGGGCCCCUCGAAUACGACCGUUCGGCGUGCCAGUCUAGAUUUCAACGCACACACGCUUAGCUUCGACCUGGAGAUUCCUAAGCUGAAAAUCGAUGCCGUGUACAAUCUUAAGGGAAACGUCCUGCUGCUGCCGCUGGUGGGCGACGGUGACAUAACGAUGGUACUGAAAGACGUGAAAACAUCCGUAACCACCAAGUUCAGCGUGCGUCCCUUGCCCGAGGACGCCAUCUUUAUCGAGGAGAUGAAAGUCACAUUUCUGGUCGGCGGAAUUCGCAUGCAUUUGGACAACCUCUUCCAAGGCAACCAGGUCCUGGGUGCAUCGCUGAACCUUUUCUUGAACCAAAACGCUAACGAGGUUGUCGCGGAACUGCGCUCGGAUCUCGAGUCGGGCCUGGCGGAUAUCUUCACCGGACUGUGGAACGAGCUGUUCAACAAGCUACCCUUGAAGCUGUGGAUUUCGUGACGCGCUUGCAUUUCGCACUGAAUGGCUUGUUGCCGAGUGAUUGAUUGCGUAAUUUGCAAACAUGGAUGUACAAUCCCUGUAAAUAUUGACUGUGGUAAAUCGCGUAUCCUAAGUGAAGCGUUCUGUAAUACAAAUUAUUUAAAUAAGUAUUAUGUGUAAAUUAAAAUUCAAUGUAAAA
Molecule: messenger RNA, 1689 nt
Organism: Wyeomyia smithii (pitcher-plant mosquito)
Lineage: Eukaryota; Metazoa; Arthropoda; Insecta; Diptera; Culicidae
Product: protein takeout-like
Exons: 4
Coding region: 675-1511 (278 amino acids)
Source: RefSeq, a predicted model, not a curated record